AUGAAUCAUAAACAGCGGAGAAAAAUAAAGUCUCCGCCCUAUAGGAAGAGGCGGCAGUUGCCAACUUUGGAUACUUUAAUGCCAACAGAGUCUGUGCUUGCAAACUUGCAGCCCGUCAAAGAGGAAACAAAGGCUGACCUCGUAGCGGACAGUCCAGAGUGUGAAUCAAACGAUGCCUUCAAAUCUGAGGUGGAAAGGUUCAUAGAAAUAUCAAAAUACUUUUCUAGUCCUCUUCGGAAAACUGCGUCGUACAUCUGUGAGAAUCGCCUCGUGUCCUACCCAAGUCUAUUCAGAUUGGAGUUCAAGAGAGGAGUUAUAAAUACAGAACACAUCAAGUUUUGCAAUAUCACCCUAGAGCCGGUGUACAUAAAGCUGUUCAAGGUGAUCCCUGACUUGGAACAAAUCAGGUUCACGAACCUGUCUUUAUCUCGAUGUAAAAGGAUUCCACCGGGGUUGUCGUUCAACUUGACGUUUUUGUACGACGAUGUUAAUGAAAAGCCGGCUUGUAAUGCGAAAAUGAUAUUUGUUGCUUCUAGGAAAACGUCAACCCCAUGCUAUCAAGUAUGCGAAAUUGAGCUGGAUAUAUGUGCACAAAAAACUCGCCUGGUUACUUUAUAA
Messenger RNA from Spodoptera littoralis (African cotton leafworm), 618 nucleotides. The record is from the annotation of a GenBank genome assembly. NCBI's taxonomy places the organism in Eukaryota, Metazoa, Arthropoda, Insecta, Lepidoptera, Noctuidae.